Messenger RNA from Aspergillus novofumigatus IBT 16806, 4216 nucleotides. Its product is annotated as GTPase-activating protein BUD2. Gene Ontology annotation, biological process: regulation of GTPase activity. NCBI's taxonomy places the organism in Eukaryota, Fungi, Ascomycota, Eurotiomycetes, Eurotiales, Aspergillaceae. The record is from RefSeq and is a predicted model, not a curated record. The transcript is spliced from 2 exons. The coding region runs from base 268 to 4068 and encodes 1266 amino acids.
UAAUCUUUCGCUUGGACUCCAUGCGUUCACUUAGCGACCCACUGGACGACAAAGGCCCUCAAUUGUUCGAGGACGGUUGCGCAGCGUCAUUUGGUUUCAGUGUGCUGCAAGGUAACACUCUGGAAGCGAAGACGUCGAGGUGUGCGUCUACUUGUGCGUGCGUUUUGCGUGGUUUUGUGCUGGCCCUGAUCUGCGUAUCAUACGUUUCCUAGCGACCUCGUCUGUCUGAGCACCGCUGUCACCGUUUCCUCGUGUGCCGCUGGCAAGAUGGAAUCGGAAAGUUCGAAUUCAAACGGGUUCAAGCGGACCUCUGCCCACCACAGCAUCUACAGUCGCCCAGUGGAACGGCGUCCCAGCAAGAAGUCAACUUCCAAAGACCGUCAUGGAAUGGUCUACCCUGAUAGCUUUAGAGAGACGAGCAUCCGGACGGUGACGCCAGACCCCUCCUCCGAGACCGGCAAUAAUUCCCCUCUGUCGGAAGCUGAAUAUAUGUCUGGAAGUGCUGCCCCAUCACCUCGUGCCGCAUACAGAACAAGAGUGCCCGAUCAUGAAUCUCGUCGCGACUUUCAAGCCUAUCAUUCAGCGGGAGACGAGGAUGAGGGUCAGGUGGAAUUACGAAGCCAGCGGGCGCGGUCCCGCACCACGACCUUGGACGACCAGCGCAGCGAAAUCUCCAAUUCCUUUCUCACCCGAACUCGAAAUCGCCUUGGUUCCAUCAACACCGCUUCUCCCCCGCCCAAGGCCUCUGAAGACCAAGCGAGCUCCAUUGGUUUCCCAUCAAUACAACCAGCUCCAUAUUUCAGCCAGACACUUGGUCGUCAUCGUUUGAGUCGAAAUCUUGGUAGCUCAAACGUAGUCACCACCGUUAGUACGAACCCGUCCUCGACAGCCUUGUCAAGCAGCGAUGCUUCCAAAAUACUUCAGCUCAUGAAAACGACGUGUGGAAGAAUGCAUGGUAUUCUGUCAUUUCGGACAUCUUCCACCACAGCCUGGACGUCAGGCUACUGCGCUAUCAAUGUUGCAACAGGGAGUCUAAUAUAUCAAGCCAAGGGAGAACCUGCACUUGCGAAGACAUUGAUUCCGGACCUGCGUGGAUGUCAGGUUCGCUCUCUUGUCGAUCCAGAAACUGGAAUGAACUAUCUUAAAGUUUCCACGUUUACCUCAGGACUCGGUAUUGAACUGAGACCCCACGUCAGUGAAACAUUCGACUCCUGGCUGGCGGCCUUACUGUGUUGGCAGCCGAUCCGACCAAAAGGCGUGCAAAAUAAGAUGACGAAACCUCAGUCGGUAGCGAUCGGAGAACGUCGCCUUGCGGACCGUCGGCGAAAUUCUGAGAGCACUGUUCAAAAAGACGCGGCCAUUAUCAAAGUCGGUAAGAUGCUCCUGUGGGACAGACCGAGUACGUCCGGUCCCCGUCCCAAUUCCGGCCAUCGUGUUUCGACCUAUCGCCAGCAAAGGGCGCUAUCUUCGUCAUGGCAGAAAGUCAGCUGUACGCUGCAAGAGAAUGGUGCUUUCAAACUAUUCACAGAAACAGACAUCACUUUAGUCACUUGCAUUCAAUUGUCUCAAUUAUCUCGUUGUGCGGUGCAGCAAUUGAACGAGUCUGUUCUUGAGGACGAAUUCUGCAUUGCCAUCUAUCCUCAGUAUGCGGCGCAUUCUGCGUCCGGGUUGACCCGGCCGGUCUAUCUUGCGCUAGAAAGUCGAGUGCUCUUUGAGGUCUGGUUCGUUCUCUUGCGCGCUUUUACCAUUCCCGAACUCUACGGCCCUGAACUGCCUGUUGAGGAGAACUCGACAAAUACAGCAGGUUCAGGUGAUACGAGCUCGCCACCCACAAGAGACAUGUUUCGAAUCGAAAGGAUGCUCUCGGUCAGAGUGACAGAGGCAAAGCUGCAACGUGACAGGCCAAGUGAGGAGACACCGAGGAGCCGGAAGCCUUCGAGGUCUCACAGCAACCCGGUACCGGCGCCCGCUGUCAGCGACUACUACACGGAAGUUCUUCUCGACGGCGAAAUUCGAGCGAAGACAGCCGUCAAAUUCCGCACGUCCAACCCUUUUUGGCGCGAAGAUUUCACUUUCAAUGAUCUCCCCCCUGUCCUUUCGCAGGUUUCCGUCCUCGUCAAAACUCUCAACCCGACCCAGAAAGACUGGACGCUCAUUGCCCACGGGUCCUAUGCUCUGCACCAGGAUGCAAAUGCCCUGCAUGCUUUGGAUGAUGUGGAGAUAUCGUCACAUGAUGCCACGUACGGACGGGUGGAGAUACGGUUGGAUGACUUGGAGUCUGGCGUAGAGACCGAGAAGUGGUGGACCAUAUUGGAUGAACGGGAUCAGUCGGUUGGCGAGAUGCUGAUGAGAGCUCGGAUGGAAGAGACGGUCGUUCUGAUGUCGCAUGAAUACACGCCCAUGUCCGAGAUCCUGCAUGCCUUUACCAAUGGGCUUACAAUCAACAUGGCUCAGAUCAUCUCCUCCGAACUCAACCAACUCUCAGAGGCUCUACUCAAUAUUUAUCAAGUCUCGGGGCAGACGGUCGAAUGGAUUUCCGCUCUGGUUGAGGACGAGAUCGAUGGCGUUCACAAAGACUCGACUGCGAAUAGACUCAGGUAUACUACAAGGAUCCAUUCAAAUGAUUCAAGGGAAUCAGGUCAAGAUCGAGAAGUCCUUGUCAGGGACAUGGGACGAACAGCGACCGUGGAGGCGAAUCUUCUGUUCCGAGGGAACUCCCUUCUCACCAAGGCACUGGACUUGCAUAUGCGUCGGCUCGGGAAGGAAUAUCUCGAAGAGACCAUCGGAGAACGGCUACGCGAGAUUGACGAGAGCGAUCCUGAAUGUGAAGUUGACCCUUCGCGAGUCCAUCGUUCGGACGACCUGGAACGCAACUGGAGGACCCUCGUCUCGCUUACCACGAGUGUUUGGAAAGUAAUCGCUGGCUCCGCUUCUCGCUGUCCUGCAGAGUUGAGACUCAUAUUUCGGCAUAUCAGAGCUUGCGCGGAAGACCGCUACGGCGAUUUCCUGCGAACGGUGACAUACAGCAGCGUCUCAGGUUUCCUUUUCCUGCGAUUCUUCUGUCCAGCAAUCCUGAAUCCAAAACUCUUUGGAUUGUUGAAAGACCACCCUCGCCCUCGUGCUCAACGAACGUUGACAUUGAUCGCCAAAGCCUUGCAAGGCCUUGCGAACAUGACGACGUUUGGUAGUAAAGAGCCGUGGAUGGAACCGAUGAACAAGUUCCUGCUUGGCAACCGGGCCGAAUUCAAGCAGUUCGUUGACUCAAUCUGCGCGAUUCCUGCUGACCGUCCGACCCCUAUCGUCACGCCAUCUUAUGCGACGCCGAUUCAAAUUCUUAACCGGCUGCCCCCUACCUCUCGCGAGGGCUUCCCUAGUCUCCCGUUCCUGAUCGACCACGCAAGGAGCUUCGCGAACUUGAUAAGGAUCUGGCUUGAAGCAGCCCCGGGAAGGCUUGCUGAGCUGGAAGAGAUGGAUCCGGCCGUUAAGAAGUUCCACGAGAUGGCGCUUCGCCUCCACCAACGUACCAAAGAGUGCCUUAGUAAAGCGGAACAGGCAGAACGCCCGAAUGGCAAUCUCGAAGUCAAGUGGGAGGAACUGGUGGAUUCCAUGGAACGAUCAGCGACUUUCUACGAAGACAGCUCCAAGCCGACGACUCCGGCGACAGAAACGGCGAUCGUAACGCCAGCAUCCGUUCCUGGCAGUCACAGGAACUCGAUUGGCUACUUCGCUUCACGGCCUUCGCUGCCUCGCCGGUCCACAGAUUAUGGUCCAGAAGCUGAGGAGGAGACUCCUCCUAGCUCUUCGUCAGCAACCUGGGACCAGAGUCGUGUGCCCUUUUCAAUGCCCCGCUGGUCGGACACUCGAGACAGCACCGGCAGCUCAAAGAACUCUUCCACCUACUCUCUUGAAUAUUCUGACCCUUCCAAGGCGCGCAGAUCUAGCAUGACGAAAGAGACGUCAAGCAAGUAUCGGUUCUUUGACUUUGUACCGGCCUCGUCAAGACGCAAGGCCAAAGACCGUGAAAGUACUCAACAACACUCGCGCGAAGAACUACGGAACGAGUUUUGACGUACGAGUCUCUACUAGCCUAUCUACUUCUUGGUCAGAUCAUAUCCGACGCGUUAAACGGUCAUGAUCUAAAUAUAGAGCAUGAUAUUUUUCAAAUGUUAUUGGCUGAUAUUAUAUCAAGCCUGGCUCGCACUCUCAGCCCGCUCUU